Messenger RNA from Gongylonema pulchrum, 372 nucleotides. NCBI's taxonomy places the organism in Eukaryota, Metazoa, Nematoda, Chromadorea, Rhabditida, Gongylonematidae. The record is from the annotation of a GenBank genome assembly.
AUGCGACCCUGUGAUGCAAAACCCUUCAUCCCAACGGACGCUUUUUUCUCCUGUACGCUGGAAGAGGCCAAAGCACGGCGCAAAUUUCACAACGUUGCCGAUGUCCUUAAAGUGCGGAAACGAAGGGUUGUUGAUGGCAAUGACGUUUUGAAUGCAAAAGGUGCCGAGGAUCGAGCGCUGGCAGGAACGGACAGAGCGGUGGAGCGGCAGAUGCUUGGCGUAUCUUUUCGUGACCAUAUAAAUAAUCAGAUUCUCAGACAGAUGAGCGGCGUGCAGGAUAUCAUGCGACCACGCGAGAAAGUAAAAUUCAAUGGACAAGGUCGUGUGAUAGGUCCCUGCAUGGUCUUUGACUACAGCAGCGGAAGACAGUGA